Molecule: messenger RNA, 900 nt
Organism: Mirounga angustirostris (Northern elephant seal)
Lineage: Eukaryota; Metazoa; Chordata; Mammalia; Carnivora; Phocidae
Gene: LY6G6C
Product: lymphocyte antigen 6 family member G6C
Exons: 3
Coding region: 49-426 (125 amino acids)
Cellular component (GO): external side of plasma membrane; protein-containing complex
Source: RefSeq, a predicted model, not a curated record
UCUACUCUAUCAGCUGCUGCACUUGCUACCAUCCUCUGGACCCUCAUCAUGAAAGGCCUUCUGCUGGUCACCCUGUCGGCUCUGCUCUGCUGGGUCUCAGCUGACAUUCGCUGUCACUCCUGCUACAAAGUCCCUGUGCUGGGCUGUGUGGACCGGCAGUCCUGCCGCCUGGAACCAGGACAACAGUGCCUGACAACAAAUGUGUACCUCGGUAAGAUGUGGGUUUUCUCCAACCUUCGAUGUGGCACACCGGGAGAGCCUUGUCAGGAGGCCUUCAACCAAACCAACCACAAGCUGGGCCUGACCUAUAACACCACCUGCUGCAGCAAGGACAGCUGCAAUAGCCCAGCCCCUCGGCCCACCCCAGCGCUGACCCCUGUGCUCCUCGCCUCUGUGGCUGGCCUUGGCCUCUGGCUGCUGCACUGAGACUCACUCCGUCGCUGCCCCUCCUCCCACCUGCCUUAGGCUGCGUUUGGCCCUGUGUCUCCUUGUCCCUCGGCUCCUUACACUGGUCUCUCCUUAACUCCCUUCACUCAGAAAAGCUUUUCUCCAGGCUCUUCACAUUUUUUUAAUUAGACAGUGGUCUCCCCACCCAUCCUUCCACCUUACAUCCUCCACUCGGCUUUUCCCGAGUCCCUUCCCAUACCCCUCUAGACCAUCCCAGACCCUCCACUGGUCCCCAGAAGAGCCCUGCGCUUCGCAUCCUGCACUCUACCGUGCCCGACUCGGGAGGGAUGGGGAUCUGGGCCUGAGAUGGGGCUUCUGUCCUGUCCCCUGUGAAGGCUCCCAGGAAGGACCUGAUGACCUCACUGUAUGGGGCUGAUUCCCCAAACCCUGGCCCCCAUACAUACCUCAUCCCCAUGCUCACAUCUUUGCAUUUUGAGUAAUAAAUGUCUGUGU